Molecule: messenger RNA, 1688 nt
Organism: Pseudocercospora fijiensis CIRAD86
Lineage: Eukaryota; Fungi; Ascomycota; Dothideomycetes; Mycosphaerellales; Mycosphaerellaceae
Exons: 2
Coding region: 1-1527 (508 amino acids)
Source: RefSeq, a predicted model, not a curated record
AUGGGUGGCAAGGGUGGAAAGAACCACAAAUACAACUACGCUACCAUCGCGAGGUUCUACUGCGAGAAGCGCCUCACUCCUGGUCUAGCUCUGAACGCGCAAACAUGGAGCGAACUUCAGAAGCUGGAGCCAGUGGUGGUGUCGGGUAGGAAAACGGAGAAGACGGACAAGUUGAAAGGUUUGGUCGAGAGCCGCGUUUCGGCCAACAUGAUGCCCAAUCAGAUUCCUUUGGCAUUCGACGAAUCUGGUGGAUGGAGUGCCAAUGCUUUGAAGAUGCUGACGGAUCAUAUUGGAGAGUUGUCGGAAAAAGAUGUUGCUUUUCCCUCGAAAGUCUUAUUGUGUUGGAAGGACACUGGUCUCGGCUACGAAGACGACGACGAAGAUGACGACGACGAAGAGUACGAACACGACGAUGAUCACAACGAUGACAACGACAGCGGCGAUCCAGCUAGCUCCGGUCCUCGUGCUAGUAACAACGAAGACAGAGUCAAAGUCGAAGCCGCGCAGCUUCGUAGGAGGGUUGAUGAUGAGACGGCAAACAACCGUAAGCUGAGGAAGAAGUUGAAGGAGUCUGAAGAGAUGCGGACAAGUCUCGAACAGAAGCUAGAGGGCGACAAAGCAAAGAUAUGGGAUCUCGAGUGCAGAUUGCAGAAGCAGCAGGAGGAGACGACUGAAGAGCAACGUCAGAUGCAACGUCAGAUACAGGCUGUAGAGGCGAAGGCACGAAAGUCUGAGGAGCUGCAGGAACAGGUAGAAGCUGAAAAGCAGGAUUUGGAGAAGAAAGUCAGUGAUCUCCAAGACCAAGCCAAGCGGACAAGUCAGCAGGUGAAGACGAAAGAUCAAUACGUACAGCAGAUGUUCCAAGAUCGGGAAACACUCCGACAAGAGAACACCAAGCUCGCCUUAGCCCAAGGCUCCUCCGACCUCCAGAAGCGAGACCUCGAAGCAAUGUGUAACCAGGUCAAGCAUCUCCAAGCUCAAUCCCAGACCCUGGCAAACGACAAGUCGACUCUCGAGCAGCGUCUCCACACCAGUCAACAAGAGAUCGGUGCUCUUUCUCAGAAGCUCGACGACGACAAGCGUGAAUACGACACACAAAUCCAAACCCUCGAGACCGAAAACGAACAAUUCCGAACCCGUACCGAGACCCUCCAAGAAGAACUCGACUCUAUCUCCCAACAUGCGAAGCUCCAUACCCUCGCCCAAGAAUUCCAAGCCCGCAACGAAGACCUCGAGCAAACCCUCUUAUACCUCGAACGCCAGCUCCCCAAGUAUCGGAAUCUCAUUACCCAGCUCUCAAUUUCAUACAUCGAAACUUUGUACCGGAACCUCCAGGCCGGAUCCGAAGUCCUGUUGCCCGAUCGACGGACGUUAGAGGUUUUGAUAGAGUGCUUGCUCUUUAGAGAGAGGGUGGAGUUGGCGGAAAUAUAUUUUGGUAAAGCGAGGGAAGACGUGCAGGGAGAGGGGAAGAGAUGGUGGGCUGUGGGUGUCGGCUGUGUUUUGUUGGAGGAGGGGCUGGUUGAGUAGAGAGAGAGCUGAGUUUUCGUCCUAGGACGUAGACUGACGCAAUAAGGGAGAGAUGGAGUGGUCUUAGAAGCAUUGGGGUUGAUUCUUACAAUUCCAUUAGCUGGUACGCGUCUUUUGCCACUGAUGAGUAGAUAGCCUCGCCCAAAAAGUUUCCCCCUUCG